Messenger RNA from Vitis riparia (riverbank grape), 1525 nucleotides. RefSeq lists its product as uncharacterized. Bases 235 to 1194 code for a protein of 319 amino acids. The transcript has 3 exons. The record is from RefSeq and is a predicted model, not a curated record. Lineage: Eukaryota; Viridiplantae; Streptophyta; Magnoliopsida; Vitales; Vitaceae.
UCUGUAGCGCCAACAUUGACACCUCCACAUUUUUCUUAUAUGUAUAGAAUUUAUGGGUUCCAGUCAUUAUUAACUACAAUCAAGUUGACAAGCAACCCAUGAGAAAAAGAAACUUCAUUAUCUAAAAGGCUCUACUUAGUGUGGAGACUUUGGAGAGAAAGUGGGGAAGAACUAGAGUACAGCUUUGAUCUGUGAAUCGGUGCGGGGGGAAUUGAGGGUUGCAGGAACCACACAAUGCACGCCAAGACGGAUUCAGAGGUCACCAGUCUGGACGCAUCGUCGCCCACCAGAUCUCCACGGCGGCCGGUCUACUAUGUGCAGAGCCCAUCACGAGACUCCCACGAUGGAGAGAAGACCACGACAUCCUUCCACUCCACUCCUGUGCUCAGCCCCAUGGGCUCCCCUCCCCAUUCCCACUCCUCCGUCGGCCGCCACUCCCGGGAGUCUUCCUCUAGCCGCUUCUCCGGCUCCUUGAAGCCCGGAUCUCGCAAGAUCUCCCCCAAUGAUGCCUCUCGGGGUGGCCAUCGGAAAGGUGAAAAGCCCUGGAAGGAGUGUGCGGUGAUCGAGGAAGAAGGGCUCCUUGAAGAUGAAGAGCGUCAAAAAGGUCUCCCUCGCCGCUGCUAUUUUCUCGCCUUUGUUGUUGGCUUUUUUGUCUUGUUCUCUCUCUUCUCCUUGAUUUUAUGGGGUGCGAGUAAGCCCCAGAAGCCCAAGAUCACUAUGAAGAGCAUCACAUUCGAGAGAUUCGUCGUUCAAGCCGGUUCUGAUUCUACAGGGGUGGCUACUGACAUGGUGUCCAUGAACUCCACCGUCAAACUCACAUUUCGAAACACUGCAACAUUCUUCGGUGUACAUGUAACAUCGACGCCUCUAGAUCUAUCCUACUCCCAACUCAGGGUGGCCUCCGGAACCAUAAAGAAGUUCUAUCAAUCGAGAAAGAGCCACCGAUCACUAACAAUAGUACUGAUGGGUGAUAAAAUUCCACUCUACGGAGGUGGAGCGAGUUUGAGUACUUCCACCGGCACAACCACCGAACCAUUGCCUCUAAAAUUGAGCUUCAUGCUUCGAUCCAGAGCUUACGUUCUAGGGAAACUGGUGAAACCAAAGUUCUAUAAAAGAAUCGAAUGCUCAGUAAAUUUGGAUCCGAAAAAGCUUAAUGUCCCGCUAUCACUCAAGAAAUCAUGCACAUACCAAUAGGCAAUAACAAUCCGGCAUUUGCAGAAGAUACCGCUUGUUUCUCUUUUUUCCUUUUUCGGUGUUUGGAGAAGAAGAUCAAAGGGACAGCUAUGACGGGCAGCUUUUGAGUUGUUUGGGCAGCCGUGGAGGACGCGAUCACUGACUUUUGGUUGCCCGACUGCCCGGAGAGUUGGAGAGCAGGUAGUGACUUGUGAGUGAUUAUAUUCCCUUUUUUUUAAAUUUUUUUUAAUGUGAAAGUAUGUAAUAAUUUAUGUAUUAUGGGUGUUGACAUUACAUUUAUGGGGUAAUUAUAGUCUCAUUUAAUUUAAUAAGGUAAUUAAAUUUGUCUUUU